Candidula unifasciata is the source of this 2191-nucleotide messenger RNA. Lineage: Eukaryota; Metazoa; Mollusca; Gastropoda; Stylommatophora; Geomitridae. The record is from the annotation of a GenBank genome assembly.
GUCAAAGCAGUUCCAACAGCCCAGUAAACAAGAAAAUGGAUCGUGGUUAAUCCCAGGCCAGAGGCCUAAAACUUCUGCACAGAAGGUUGUCCUCCCUGUGAAGCUUCCUCACUUCAAUGUACCAGAAAACUUACAGAGUUCUGUGUUAGAUGCGACAGAGCUUACGGAUGUUGUUCCUCAGCUCUCCCAGGAAUUAAGUUUCCCCAACUACUCGCGGCGAAUGUCAACUCUUCUAUACCUGGAGGAGAUUCAGAUGCAGAUGGACAUCCGAGAGUUUGAUAUGAACCGAGUUUGUCUGCAUCCUGUUGGUGAGUUCUUGGCCCUGACAGUGCCUGGCCUUGCGGAAGGUCGACCUUCGGUUCUCAUCGGAGACCAGAUAAUUUUGUCAAGUCCUGAGGAUCCUGAGGGGCCACGUUAUGUAGGCUAUGUCCAUGAGUUGACUGCAACCGAAGUUUAUCUGAAAUUUAGCCCGGAGUUUCACAGCCGUUAUGGAGGACAGGAUUACAAUGUUCAGUUUACAUUCAGUCGAACCCCUCUGCGCCGCUGCCACCAGUCUGUGUCUUUAGCAGUUCAACUUCUAGGCUCUCCAGUUCUCUUCCCAGAGCAUAUUAACCUAAAGAAGCCGCAAGCCAUUCUGGAAACUUUGGCUUCCACUGAACAGUCAUGCACAUCAGACAGGUCAAGAAAAUAUAAUCCUGCCACACCAAGUAACAAGAACCAGGCAGUGCACCCAGAGUCUCCUAUGAUUAAGUACUCCAUCCAAGAUGCCCGCUCAAAGCUACAACCAGCUAGCGGCAAGCAUACUGGUUUCUUUAAUCCCCGACUGAAUGACAAGCAGAAGUCGGCAGUGGAAAGAAUAUUGCUGGGUCAAGCCAGGCCAAUUCCAUAUGUGAUAUUUGGACCUCCAGGCACUGGUAAAACUAUCACAGUCGUAGAAGCAAUACUUCAAGUGCUGCACCGCAUUCCUUCAAGUCGAAUCCUGGCCUGUACACCGUCCAACAGUGCGGCCGACCUGAUUGCCGAAAGACUUCACUCCAGUGGCCAGGUGACGCAGACAGAGAUGGUACGUCUCAAUGCAUUCCAGCGAUCCACUGAUAGCCUACCUGAGAGCAUUUUGAAGUACUGCAGAUUUUCAGAAGAUUUGCAAAUGAUCUCUCGUUUCCGAGUCAUCGUCUGUACGUGCACAAUGGCAGGGAGUCUGUAUGGGCUGGGUUUGAGUGCGGGUCACAUCACACACGUCUUUGUGGAUGAGUGUGGCCAGGCUACAGAACCAGAGUGUCUUAUCCCUGUCGGACUUGUUUCUGGAGCAGAUGGCCAGAUAGUUUUAGCUGGUGACCCCAAGCAGCUCGGUCCUAUAGUGAUGUCUCCUUUUGCAAGAAUGUAUGGUCUAGAGUUAACUUUUCUUGAGCGUCUGAUGAUGAGGCGGCCAUAUUUGAGAAGCAUGGCUUUGUUUGCAGAUGAUGGCGGAUUUGAUCCUCUGGUGGUGACCAUGCUGAUAGAGAACUACCGCUCCCAUCCAUCCAUCCUGGAGUUGUCCUCACGCUUGUUCUACUACGGUCAGCUGCAGCCAAUGGCAGAUCCGGAGCUGACACACAAACUGGCCACAUGGCAGGAGUUGCCAAUGCCAGAUUUUCCUGUUGUUUUCCAUGGAAUUCGGGGGGAGGACGUCCGAGAGGUCAACAGUCCAUCCUGGUUCAACCCAGGUGAGACUGUCCAGGUGGUCAGGUACCUGCAAGGAGUCCUGAAAGAAGGUGUGAGUCCAGAUGAUGUGGGGAUUAUUACACCUUAUCGCAAACAGGUGGAGAAGAUCCGGUUAAUGAUAGAUCGUCUUCUUUUGCCUGAGGUCAAGGUGGGGUCAGUGGAAGAGUUUCAGGGUCAAGAACGACAGGUCAUCAUCAUUUCUACAGUUCGAUCCAACGAAAAGCUAAUCAGUUUUGAUGUUCGUCAUUCCCUGGGGUUUCUUAGUAACCCAAAGAGAUUUAACGUGGCUCUCACACGAGCUCAGGCUCUGCUUAUCAUUGUAGGCAAUCCAGUUGUUCUGCGCCAGGACCAAAACUGGAACCUCUUGAUUAACUACUGUGUAGACAAUGGAGGUUAUACAGGGUGUCAGCUGCCUCGUGUGCCCGUUAAAGGCUCUGAUGAUGAGAAAACAUCAGAGGAUGGCUUACCCAGAGAGAAUAUGCACGUAUAA